AUGAGUGCCUUCUACCUCCCCUCAUCAACNAGCAACAACAGCAACACCCUCCCCCUCACCUCCCCACCAUCCCCAAAAUCCAACCCUCUGGAAUCCACAAACAACUACCUCUACUCCUCCGACCCGGACGACGACAAAACACCCCUGCCCUUCCCCCAGGCCCUGCCCCGCUCCGACUUUUUGACCCAAAACUUUACCCCCGAAGCCUACCUCUCCACCCUCCACAACAGACACCAAACCCUCGAAGACUUGCGCUCAGAUCUACGCCAUCGCUCUUCUCUUAUUAGUACAGAACUGCUGGACUUGGUCAACAGCAAUUAUGAAGAGUUUCUGUCGCUGGGGCUGCGGCUGAAGGGUGGAGAGGAAAAGAUUGAAGAGGUUAGGGUGGGUGUAUUGGGGUUCGGGCGAGAAGUGGGUGGCGUAAGAGACAUCGUUGCUUCUCGAACACAAGAAGUGGGUGUGUUGUUGGAAGAGAAGAAGAGGAUCCGAAAAGAUGUCAUGGUGGGAAGACGCCUGUUGGAAAUUGAAGAGAGAUUGGAAGACUUGGAGACUCGUCUCAUGGUCGAACCGAACAACUCGUUAUCUGCAAACAACCAAUCCGCAAACGACGAAGACUCGGAUGAUGAAGACGACGAAGAUGAAGAAGGAGAUGCGGCUACCUCGACCACACUCUCUCGACUAAGGAAACACGCACAAGCAUAUCUCUUGCUCGCACACCUCACGCAAAAAGUCCUCGAUCAUCCCUUUGUUAUAGCCCAACAAUCUCGACUCUUGCGCCUCAGAAAUACCUUACUACUGGAUCUAAGGACGGCUGUCAAACAGGCACAAGCCGCUGGUGUGGCAGGGAAACAAUUACUCGACUUCUUGGUCAUAUACAGGGAGUUGGGAGAGACGGAAGAAGGUGUGGCGGUGUUGAAAGGAAUCUAA
Messenger RNA from Aureobasidium uvarum, 927 nucleotides. The record is from the annotation of a GenBank genome assembly. NCBI's taxonomy places the organism in Eukaryota, Fungi, Ascomycota, Dothideomycetes, Dothideales, Saccotheciaceae.